Messenger RNA from Dermacentor albipictus, 3229 nucleotides. RefSeq names its product alpha-tocopherol transfer protein-like. The record is from RefSeq and is a predicted model, not a curated record. NCBI's taxonomy places the organism in Eukaryota, Metazoa, Arthropoda, Arachnida, Ixodida, Ixodidae. Gene Ontology annotation, cellular component: membrane. Gene Ontology annotation, molecular function: phosphatidylinositol bisphosphate binding.
GUGCGCAGCUGCGGGAGGGUGAAUUGCCUGAAUCAGCCCACUGGGACGAGCUUCGCCGCUAAUGUGGAGGGCAUCGACCGCGGCUGCCGAGCUUGAGCUUUUGCGGAGCACAGUUGUGAUGGAGCCCGGCUUCGAAGGGUACCCACCGUGGCAAACGGGAGACGUUAUCCUCGAUAGCGUCGCCGAAGCGUCCCUCGCCGAGUUGAGAAGACUAUUGGAAGGUGAACCGGUGGUCAAUGCGCCCACUAACUCGACCGACUUGCUGCGCUUCCUGCGGUUUUGCAAAUACGACGCCCGUGAGGCGCUGGUUGUUCUCAAGAGAUACUGCGCAAUCAGGAGCUCUGCACCGAAGCUCUUCGAAGGACUAAAGGAACCUGAAAAGCUGCGAGAAGUAGCCCAGGAUAUCUUCACGAUACUGCCGCAAAGGAAUAUUCACGGCAAGCCAAUUAUGUUCAGCAGAUUUGGAAAAUGGAACCCACACGAGAUGAGCAUCCUGCAGCUAUACCAAGCGAUGAUAUUCUGCCUCGAGCACUUGUCAAUGUGCCCCGAAGCUCAGACACUGGGAGUUUCCAUGGUGAACGACUUCGAAGGCUAUUCCUUAGUGAGCGUGCGGCAUAUCGAGCUCGGCCUCACCAAAAAUCUACUGCAUUACAUGCAGAAAUGUGUGCCCAUUCUAACAAACGAAGCUCACAUUCUCAGGGAGCCCGCAGCCUUUGAUGUAGCGUUCAAGCUUGUGAGACCAUUCCUGGAGGAGGAAAAGAUCAAAGCGGUUCGCUUCCACGGUAAGCACUUGGAGCGGCUUCAGAACGAUAUUCGUGCGAGCGCUCUUCCCAAGGAGUUCCGAGGCACGGCCCCCGACACCGACUGGAACGUGUUCUGGAAGAACGUAUGUCUGGAUAGCAAGGCGGACAGCGGUUAGCUGAUGCGUCAAGCUCGAGAUUAGCACCACGGACUCUCGAGCUGCGUGCGAAACACUUGGCACCCCCUGGUGGAAGAGUAUAGGGGUUUACCUUCGUUUUGUGUUAAUCGCCAGUUCGUACUUUCGAGUACAUUUACUCUGCAUGGUGUACGUGUGUGUGAAUAUGUGCGACUUUUCCGCCUCUUCUAUUUGAUCGUACCGUGAUCCAAUCGCAGAAGCCGAGAUUCGUUCAUAUGCAAAUGUGCUCAUGGCUUAAAUCUUAAGUAAUGUGGAACAUCAUGAGUUGAGCGUGAACGGCAGUGGCAUUGGUUUAUGGAGUGCGGUCCAUUCGCAGUUACCGGGAGAUCUGAGGUAAAACAAAGCACACGUUUAGAGCCGAGUAUAUUCGAGUGUGCUGACUUACCUUGAAAGCUGCAUUGUGGCUGUCGUAAUAUUUUACAUUUAAUAAAUAAGCAGAAGUACUUGUGUUUACAUAGGCAACUGUAUACGUUCAUCUUCUGUGGCUUCCUUGUGUUAAAGCUGACUGGCGGUUAUUGUGAUAUAUUUGUGGCUCAUUUUGUUACAAAUAUUGUGAUAUUUCUCCUCUUUUUCUGCCACGCGACGACAAGUAGCCGGUGCCACUUAGAGGCGCCAACUUCUUAUAUUAAAUCAUGUAAAAAAUACAUAUAGAGUAAAAAUUUUAGCCGUAGUUGUGCAACCAAGGAAGUGUUCGCGCGAAUGUGCGCGAAGUCUUCGUACUUCGUUCAUCCCAGGCACGGUUCUCUGCAUAGACACGGUAGACCUCCUUUGUGGUUUUGAACUGUUCCCCCACCUGUUCUUGCUGACUGCAAUAAACUAAUUUCCAUUGUUUUAUAUUAUUUUCAUGCUGCACGAGUUAGGGCCUUGAUCUAUUUAAUGCCCGGGUGGGCGUAUCCAGAGUUCCUACGCAUUGCUACACUGCAAGGCACAUUAUAUUAUCCAAAAAAAGUGAAGCCGUGUGCGGCGCAUGCAAAUGUGUAGAUUCCUCGUAAAGUUCUCACAUUGGUUAUAUAUACAUAUAUAUAAAGAUUUACUCAGAAAGGAAACUGACGCACUACAGAAAUAUGAUUAUGCGUACUCAAGAACGAAAACUGGGUCGUCAUUUUUAAGAAUAGUGGUCUAUCUGGCGGUUAAUGAGGGCAGUGCUGCUAGUCAGCAAUGAUCAAUCUUAGGGGUUCGACAGCAACACGAAUGCGCAGUACACACGUAUACCGAGGCAUAUCGAAAUAGGUCGCGCAGCUUGGAAUGAAAAGCAUGCCAACACCUACCACCAAAGGUAUCAGUUAGUGGCGCACGAUUGAAGCGCGACCAGGUGACGGGGGGGACAAACACUGAAACUAUGUGAAAAGAACCAUUCGAAAAUUUUCAAUCAAAACGCUGUCACACGAGUAAAUAUUCUGUUUCAAAUAUUUUUGCUGUACUAAUAGAACAAAUGCACCCGCUGUGCUUGCUCAGUGGCAAUGGUGUUGGGCCGCUGAGCACGAGGGCGCGGGAUCGAAUCCCGACCACGGCGUGCGCAUUUCGAUAUGGGCGAAAUGCGAAAACACCCGUGCAUUCAGAUUUAGUUGCCCGUUAAAGAACCCCAGGUGGUCGAAAUUUCCGGAGUCCUCCACUACGGCCUGCCUCAUAAUCAGAAAGUGGUUUUGGCACGUAAAACCCCAUAAAUUUUAAAACAACAAAUGUUAAUUUUUUUUUCGAUUUCACAAUUUAUUAGGUCGUUCUUGCUGACACCUUCCAACCGGUGAUUCUGGCGCAAGAUUUGGAGAGACUGUGCAAUCCAGCUAUUAUGUCGUGCGGAAUGGCGUUGCUCACUUUAACGCGGUGGUUUCAUCCGAGUCUUCUUUUAUUUCCUUUGCGUGUUUGUUCAAACUGUGGCGUGCGUUUUGCUUCAAAUUUUGCGUGACCUAGCGCACGGAAUUCAUUGGCGAAAGGUGUGAGUGGUGGAUUUUUGUUAUUGUGCAAUUUCACGUUGCGGCAUUCGACGCGCUGUGUCUGGACGUGACGAUAAAUGCGUAACGCUCCGCGAAGAAACGUCGCGUUGCGUUUGUUCACUCUCUGUAACACAGGCUCUGAGUGUCCGACGAGCAGCAAAAAUUAGUAAGUCGAAUGUUUUGUAAAUUAUAAUGUGGGGCAAUGUUGUCUUGUCUGAUAACUGUUGGACGUGAAUACAUGGUGUCGCGCGAAAUUACGAAUGGUUCUGUGAAAAAGGUUUCGCAUAUGUUGCUAUACACUGCGACUGUGUGCGCAGUCCAUACUACUUUUAAUCGAUUGAAACAUGUUUAGUCGGGUCAG